Messenger RNA from Strongylocentrotus purpuratus (purple sea urchin), 21941 nucleotides. Its product is annotated as mucin-17. Gene Ontology annotation, molecular function: protein binding; extracellular matrix binding; calcium ion binding. Gene Ontology annotation, biological process: anatomical structure development. The transcript is spliced from 12 exons. The coding region runs from base 542 to 20074 and encodes 6510 amino acids. NCBI's taxonomy places the organism in Eukaryota, Metazoa, Echinodermata, Echinoidea, Camarodonta, Strongylocentrotidae. The record is from RefSeq and is a predicted model, not a curated record.
GGUCUAAUUAAUGAAGCUCCAUCGAUCGGCCCAUGUGGAGACUCAAUGUCAAGUUUCUCCGAGUACAUUACGGUAUUUUUGUAAGGUAUAUACACAUACCGCAUCUACCAGUCAACUAACUGGGUCAGGUCUUUGGAAGAACAUGAUUCUUGAACAUUAAUACUGCAUAUCAUUUUUAUGCAAGAAGGAUCCAUCGAAACUUGCAGCUAAGGAACGGAACAUCGGAUUCUGAGGGGGAACAUAUAUGAUUGUAUAUACUACAAUUCUUUUACUCUUGGAAGAAUACAAUAUUUGACCAUUCUGUGCAUUUUCUGCGGUCUGUGUUUGACGUUUCAGAAAUUUGGAAUAACUAGCCUUAAUCAACGGUGUUUCUUUUCGCUCAUCAGUGUAAAUUUGUUUCGUUGGACCUGGAAUUUUAUAUCAAAUCAGAAGACUAUUGAAUUUCAUAAAGGAUUUGUAUCAUUUUUGACGGCAUUCCCAACAUUAUCCGAUGACUGAUCUGUGACUGAUAUGCGACCCGCCUCGCGGCAAGAAAGGUGUCAUGGGUGCAGACCGAGUGUUGGCGCUCUUUACUAUUUUAUUCUGGUUCUUAUCCAUUGUUGAAGCCUACGACCCAUUCCACUAUGAUCCCAAUGACCCUUGUUUCAGAAGAUGUACCCGUUACUACGCUCCGGUCUGUGGGUCAGAUGGAGAGACCUACUACAGUAUAUGCGUUCUAUUCUCCAUAAAGUGCCAUAGAAAAGACCCAGACCUCGCUGUUGCGUAUCAAGGGAGAUGUAGAACACGGCAUCCCGCAGUAUUACCAGAAGAAGACUGUCCUCGUGAGUGUCCCGACAUAGUAUCUCCGGUCUGCGGCAGUGAUGGGCGAACCUAUGACAAUCCAUGCUUACUGGGUGCUAUGGCAUGCGAAACAAAGACACCAUCAUUAGUCAAGAUUAAUGAUGGAUACUGCGAUCAAGAAGGUUUAGGAGGUAGAUGUCCACUGGAGUACAAGGGAAAAUACAAACCGGUAUGCGGUCGGGAUGGUAAAACAUACGUCAACCAAGGAAUACUACAGAUCACAGCCUGCGUACAAAACGACCCAAACCUUGCCUCUCAGGCGCAUAAAGGGGAAUGUGAAUUUAAAGGGAGGCGGAAAAGACGGAAAUGUCGGAAACCGGCAUGUGAUAUGAACUACGAUCCCGUGUGCGGGACGGACGGAAAGACAUAUUUCAACAAAUGCUUCAUGGACUACUUUGCUUGCAGGAGGGACAUGGAUACAAUGAGGCUCCUUUACCUAGGUGUCUGCAGACAAGAAGUUGUUGUUCUUCUGACCAGACCAACACGUGGCCCAACUCUAACAACACCAGACGGAGGACGGGUUACAAAUCUACUUCCGGGUCCACUUUCCAAGUCAACACCAAAGACAAGAAUAGAGGCAGAAACACAAGCUCCAGAAUUAAUAACAAUCCCAACCACAGCAACUCCGUCGACAACUGCGACUACUACAAGAGCAGAUAUCACACCAUCAACGGUACACACAGCAAUGGAAACAACGCCAACCACAUCUACUCCACCAGCAUUACAGACUACUCCGACAACAGCCAUACAGUCUUCUCCAACAUCAUCAGUAGAAACUUCACCGACAACAGAAAGAGAAGAAACGACGUCAAUUGCAUCUACUCCAUCAACAAAACGACCUGCUUCAACAACCUUAAUAGAAGAAAAAACAUUCACAACACCAAUAACAGAAACUUCGCCGACCACGAUGCAGGCUUCGUCGACUUCAAUGAUUGAUGGUACAACGGCAGUUACAGAAAAGGAAGAAACUUCGCUGACAACAUCUACCCCAUCAGCAACACAGUCUACUCCAACAACAUUGAUUGAAGAUGCAACAUCACCAACAGAGGUAGAUGAAACUGCACCGACAGCAUCUACCCCAUCAGCAACACAGUCUACUCCAACAACACUGAUUGAAGAUGCAACAUCACCAACAGAGGUAGAUGAAACUGCACCGACAACAUCUACCCCAUCAGCAACACAGUCUACUCCAACAACACUGAUUGAAGAUGCAACAUCACCAACAGAAGUAGAUGAAACUACACCGACAACAUCUACCGCAUCAGCAGCACAGUCUACUCCAACAACGCAGGUUACAGAAGAAGAAACUGCACCGGCAACAUCCACCCCACCAGCAAUACAGUCUACUCCAACAACACUAAUUGAAGAUGCAACAUCACCAACAGAAGUAGAUGAAACUACACGGCCCACAUCAACGCCAUCAGCAACACACUUUACUCCAACAACGCAGGUUACAGAAGAAGAAACUGCACCAGCAACAUCUACGCCAUCGGCAACACAGUCUACUCCAACUACACUGACAGAAGAUGCAACAUCACCAAUAGAAGUGGAUGAAAGUACAGCGACAACAUCUACCCCAUCAGCAAUACAGUCUACUCCAACAACAAUGACUGAAGAUAUGACAUCGGCAACAGAAUACAUAACUCUUUUAGAAGAUAAAACGUCGCCAACAGAAUUAGAUGAAACAACGCCGACAACAUCUACGCCAGCAGCACCACAGUCCACUCCAACAAUACAGGUUACAGAAGAAGAACCUUCACCGGCAACAUCUACCCCAUCAGCAAUACAGUCUACUCCAACUACACUGGCAGAAGAUGCAACAUCACCAAUAGAUGUAGAUGAAACUACGCCGACCACAUCUACCUCAUCAGCAACAACGUCUACUCCGCCGCCACCAUUCAUUGAAAAUACGACGUCGGUUAAAGAAGUAGAAAAAACUACGCCAACAAAGUCUACUCCAACAGAAAUACAGACUACUCCAACAACAUUUACUGAAGGAAGAACAUCACAGCCACAAACGACUUUGUUUACAAUAGAACCUACAAUUUCAGUAACACCGAUGUCUCCAACAAAUUUGAAAGUAGAAACGGAGGAACCUGGUUCCUUCAGCACUACUACUUCACCCACUCCACAAACAGACUUAGGUAAAAAUGCAACAGAACAACCACUCUUAGAAACAACCAUGGAUGGCAGCGGCAUGUCAUCUUCCCCAACAAUUGAAGUCCUGUCUACAACAUCAACAUUCUCUACUGUAGAGAAAGAAACAGAUUUAUCAUCGACAUAUAACCCUGUGAAUGUAACAAAGUCACCAGGAUUAGAUGUCACAACUGCUAAACCUCCAGGACUAAUCGUAGUGAAUCAGACAGCUGGUACUACUCCAACCGAGAAAAUGGUUACCGACUACUCUACAGAAAUCGUGAAGGACACAGAGCAACCAACGGUAGAAACAACGUUGUUUGGAUUGACUACUGAUGAGGGAAGUGGCACAGUGACUCCUUCUAGUGGUACCACUCCUUUAUACACAGAGUCGGAUACUGGUGUAACGCCUACGUCUUCUAAACACAGAGACACAUAUGUUACAACAGAAGAGCCCAGUUUUCUAAGUACUAGUUUAGUUGUUGAAGCGACAAGCCAAGAAUCGAAUGCAACUGAAAAACCAAUGUUUGAAACAACCACAGAAGGCAGCGGAUUGCCAUCUUCUCCAAUGACAGAAACAACAUCAGUGAUGGACAUGACGACUCCUAAGUCCCCAGAACUAAUUCAACAAAAUGAAACAAGGGCUGAUCCAGAAACAACAGCGACGGCUUCUUCUACAGACGUCAUCAUAGGCACAAGGCAACCAACGGUAGAAAUUACAUUACCUGGAUCAACUACUGAAGGGAGUGGUGAAGUGACAACCCUGGACGGACAGACGACUAUGUUUUCUAUAGAGUCUACUACUGCAAUAACACCGAUGUCUCCGACAGAUUUGACAGAAGAAACGGAGGAACCUAAUUUCCUAAGCACUACUUCUUCACCCAUACCUCGAACAGGCUUAGGUCAAAAUGCAACAGAACAACCACUCUUAGAAACAACUAUGGAUGGCAGCGGCAGGUCAUCUUCCCCAACAAUUGAAGUCCUGUCUACAACAUCAACAUUCUCUACUGUAGAGAAAGAAACAGAUUUAUCAUCGACAGAUACCCCUGUGAUUGUAACAAAGUCACCAAGUAUGGAUGUCACUACUGCUAAAUUUCCGGGAUCGAUCGUCCUGAAUGAGACAACUGAUACUACUCCAACUGAGAAAAUGGUUACCGAUUAUUCUCCGGAUCUCACUAAGGGAACAGAGCAAACAACGGAAGAAACAACGUUGUUUGGAUCGACUUCUGAGGGAAGUGGCACAAUGAUAGCCAUAGAUGUUACAACAGAGGAACCUAGUUUUUUAAGUACGAGUUUAAUUGAUGAAACAAUGGGCCCAGAAACAAAUGCAACAGAGAAACCGAUUUUUGAAACAACCAGAGAAGGCAGCGGAUUAUCGUCUACUCCACCGAUCGAAAUGUUAUCUACAACAUCAACAUCAACAUCAAUCAAGGACACAACAACAGCACUGCCUACAAUCGAAAUCAUGUCUGUCCAAACUACCAUUCUAACGGGGGAAUUGUCAUCAACCACUACAAUCCAGGAUGAAACUACAUCACCAGGGAUUGACAUGACUACUGCUAAGUCCCCGGAACAAAUUCUACAAAAUGAAACAAGUACUGAUCCAGUAGCAACAGCGACGGCUUCUUCUACAGAUGUCAUCACAGACACAAGGCAACCAACGGAAGAAGUGACAUUACCUGGAUCAACUACCGAAGGGAGUGGUGAAGUGACCACAGUGUACGGACAAACGACUUUGUUUGCUAUAGAGUCUACUACUGCAAUAACACCGAUGUCUCCGACAGAUGUGCCAGAAGAAACGGAGGAACCUAGUUUCCUAAGCACUACUACUUCACCCACUCCACAAACAGACUUAGGUAGAAAUGCAACAGAACAACCACUCUUAGAAACGACUAUGGUUGGCAGCGGCAUGUCAUCUUCCCCAACAAUUGAAGUCCUUUCUACAACAUCAUCAUUCUCUACCUUAGAGAAAGAAACAGAUUUAUCAUCGACGGAUACCCCUGUGAAUGUAACAAAGUCACCUAGGAUGGAUGUCACUACUGCUAGAUUUCCGGGAUCGAUUGUUCUGAAUGAGACAACUGAUACUACUCCAACUGAGAAAAUUGUUACUGAUUAUUCUCCGGACCUUACUAAAGGAACAGAGCAACCAACGGAAGAAACAACGUUGUUUGGACUGACUACCGAGGGAAGUGGAACAAUGAUAGACACAAAUGUAACAACAGAGGAACCUAGUUUGUUAAGUACUAGUUUAAUUGAUGAAACAAUGGGCCCAGAAACAAAUGCAACAGAGAAACCCAUGUUUGAUACAACCACAGAAGGCAGUGGACUGUCAUCUUCUCCACCGAUAGAAAUUCUAUCUACAACAUCAACAUCAACCAAGGACGAAAUAACAGCAUUGCCUACAAUCGAAAUCAUGUCUGUCCAAACUACCAUUCUAUCGGGUGAAUUGUCAUCAACCACUGCAAUCCAGGAUGAAACUACAUCACCAGGGAUUGACAUGACAACUGCUAAGUCCCCGGAACAAAUUCUACAAAAUGAAACAAGUACUGAUCCAGUAGCAACAGCGACGGCUUCUUCUACAGAUUUCAUCACAGGCACAAGGCAACCAACGGGAGAAGUUACAUUACCUGGAUCAACUACCGAAGGGAGUGGUGAAGUGACAACACUGUACGGACAGACGACUUCAUUUUCUAUAGAGUCUACCACUGCAGUAACACCGAUGUCUCAGAAAGAGACAGAUUUGACGGAAGAAACAACGGAGGAACCUAGUUUCCUAAGCACUAUUAGCUCACCCACUCCACAUACAGACUUAGGUAGAAAUGCAACAGAACAACCACUCUUAGAAACCACUAUGGAUGGUAGCGGCAUGUCAUCUUCCCCAACAAUUGAAGUCCUGUCUGCAACAUCAACAUUAUCUACCAUAGAGAAAGAAACAGCUUUAUCAUCGACAGCUAUGCCUGAGGAUGUUACAAAGUCACCUAGGAUGGAUGUCACUACUGCUAGAUUUCCGGGAUCAAUCCUCCUGAAUGAGACAACUGAUGAUACUCCAACUGAGAAAAUGGUUACCGAUUAUUCUCCGGAUCUCACUAAGGGAACAGAGCAAACAACGGAAGAAACAACGUUGUUUGGAUCGACUACUGAGGGAAGUGGCACAAUGAUAGCCAUAGAUGUAACAACAGAGGAACCUAGUUUGUUAAGUACUAGUUUAAUUGAUGAAACAAUGGGCCCAAAAACAAAUGCAACAGAGAAACCCAUGUUUGAAACAACCACAGAAGGCAGUGGACUGUCAUCUUCUCCACCGAUAGAAAUUCUAUCUACAACAUCAACAUCAACCAGGGAGGAAAAAACAGUAUUGCCUACAAUCGAAAUCAUGUCUGUCCAAACUACCAUUCUAUCGGGUGAAUUGUCAUCAACAACUACAAUCCAGAAUGAAACUACAUCAUCAGGGAUGGACAUGACGUCUGCUAAGUCCCCGGAACAAAUUCUACAAAAUGAAACAAGGGCUGAUCCAGAAACAACAGCGACGGCUUCUUCUACAGAUUUCAUCACAGACACAAGGCAACCAACGGAAGAAGUGACAUUACCUGGAUCAACUACCGAAGGGAGUGGUGAAGUGACCACACUGUACGGCCAGACGACUUUGUUUUCUAUAGAGUCUACUACUGCAGUAACACCGAUGUCUCCGACAGAUGUGACAGAAGAAACGGAGGAACCUAGUUUCCUAACCAUAACUACUUCACCCAUAUCUCGAUCAGGCUUAGGUCAAAAUGCAACAGAACAACCACUCUUUGAAACGACUCUGGAUGGUAGCGGCAUGUCAUCUUCAGCUACUAUUGACGUUCUGUCUACAACAUCAACGUUAUCUACCAAAGAGAAAGAAACAGAUUUAUUAUCGACAGCUAUGCCUGAGGAUGUUACAAACUCACCAAGGAUGGAUGUCACUACUGCUAGACUUCCGGGAUCAAUCGUCCUGAAUGAGACAACUGAUGAUUCUCCAACUGAGAAAAUGUUUACCGAUUAUUCUCCGGAUCUCACUAAGGGAACAGAGCAAACAACGGAAGAAACAACGUUGUUUGGAUCGACUACUGAGGGAAGUGGCACAAUGAUAGCCAUAGAUGUUACAACAAAGGAACCUAGUUUUUUAAGUACGAGUUUAAUUGAUGAAACAAUGGGCCCAGAAACAAAUGUAACAGAGAAACCAAUGUUUGAAACAACCACAGAAGGCAGUGGACUCUCAUCUUCUCCACCGAUAGAAAUGUUAUCUACAUCAUCAACAUCAACAUCAACCAAGGACGAAAAAACAGCACUGCCUACAAUCGAAAUUAUGUCUGUCCAAACUACCAUUACAACGGGUGAAUUGUCAUCAACCACUACAAUCCAGGAUGAAACUACAUCACCAGGGAUGGACAUGACAACUGCUAAGUCCCCAGAACAAAUUCUACAAAAUGAAACAAGAGCUUAUCCAGAAGCGACAGCGACGGCUUCUUCUACCGAUUUCAUCACAGACACAAGGCAACCAACGGUAGAAGUGACAUUUCCUGGAUCAACUACCGAAGGCAGUGGCGAAGUGACAACCUUGGACGGAAAAACGACUUCGUUUACAGUAGAUUAUACUACUGCAGUAACAUCGAUAUCUCCGAUCGAGAUAGAUGUGAAAGAAGAAACAGAAGAACCUAGUUUCUUAAGUACUACAACUUCACCCACUCACCGAACAGGCCUAGAUCGAAAUGCAACCGAACAACCACUCCUCGAAACGACUCUAGAUGGAAGCGGCAUAAUAUCAUCUUCACCAACAAUUGAGCUCCUGUCUUCAAAAUCAAAAUUCUCUACCGUAGAGGAAGCAACAGAUUUUCCGUCGACAACUAUGCCUGAGGAUGUAACAAAGUCACCAAGACUGGAAACCACAACUGCUAAAUUUCCGGGAAUAAUCGUACUGAAUGAGACAACGGAUACUACUCCGACCGAGAAAAUGGUUACCCAAUAUUCUGCAGCAAUCAGUACAGGCACGAUGCAACCAACGGUAGAAGUUACAUCCCCUGGAUCCACAACUGAGGGAAGUGGAGAAUUGACUACCUUGGAAGGACGAACUGGUUCGUAUGCAGAAGGGUCUACUACUGCAGUAACUCCGAUGUCUUCAACAAAGUUAGAUUUGAAAGAAGAAACCCAAGAACCCAGUUUCUUAAGAACCAGCACUUUACCCACCGCACGAACAGGCUUAAGGCAAAAUACAACAGAGGAACCGCUCUUUGAAACUACUUUCGAUGGUAGCGGCAUGUCAUCAUCCGAAACAACUGAAGUCCCGUCUACAACAUUAUUUCCCAAUAAGGAAACAACGGAUUUACCAUUGACAACUAAGGUUGAGGAUGUAACAAAAUUGGCAGCGGUGGAUGUAACGACUGCUAGACCUCCCGGUUUAAUAGUACUGAAUGAGACAUCUGGCACUCCUCCAACCGAUAAAAUGGGUACGGAUUUUUUUACAGACAUCACCACAGAGCAUCCAACAGUAGAAGUAACGUUAUAUGGAUCGACCUCUGAGGGAAGUGGAACAAUCACCCCUUCUAGUGGUACGACUACUUCAUACACAGAUUUGGAUUCUGGUGUAACAUCUACGCCUUCAAAAUCCAUAGACACAAAGGUUACAACAGAGGAGCCCAGCUUUCUAAGUACUAGUUUAAUCGUCGAAACGACGGGCCCAAAAACAAAUGGAACUGAGAAACCUACAUUCGAAGCAGGAACAGAAGGGAGCGGAUUGCUAUAUUCUCAAACGACUGAAAUGCUAUCUUCAACAUCCAAAUUAACAACCGAGGGCGAGUCAAGUCCAUCGCCAACCAUCGAAAUUACGUCUUUUGAAACUACCAUUCGUACAACUGAAUUUCCGUCAACCACUACACUUCAGGAUGAAACAACACCGCCAGGGAUGGGAAUAACUACUGCUAAGUCCCCAGAACUAAUUCAGCACAAUGAAACCAAGGCGGCUACAGAAGCAACAACGACAGGCUCUUAUACAUAUGUCAUCACAAGCACAAUGCAACCCAUGGUCGAAGUGACUUCGACUACUGAAGGCAGUGGUGAGAUGACUACCUUGGAGGAACGAACCGGUUUGUAUUCAGAAGGGUCUACUACUGCAGUAACUCCGAUGUCUUCAACAAAGUUAGAUUUGAAAGAAGAAACCCAAGAACCCAGUUUCUUAAGAACCAGCACUUCACCCACCGCACAAACAGGCUCAGGGCAGAAUGCAACAGAAGAACCGCUCUCUGAAACUACUUUCGAUGGUAGCGGCAUGUCAUCAUCCCAAACAACUGAAGUCCUGUCUACAACAUUAUUUCCCAAUGAAGAAGCAACAGAUUUACCUUUGACAACUAAGGUUGAGGAUGUAACAAAAUUGACCGUGAUGGAUGUAACGACUGCUAAAUCCCCAGGAUUAUUAGUAUUUAAUGAGACAACUGGCACUCCUCCAACCGACAAAAUGGGUACGGAUUAUUCUACAGACAUCACGACUGAGCAUCCAACAGUAGAAGUAACGUUAUAUGGAUCGACCUCUGAAGGAAGUGGUACAAAGACCCCUUCUAGUGGUACGACUACUUUAUACACAGAUUUGGAUUCUGGUGUAACAUCUAUGCCUUCAAAAUCCACAGACACAAAGGUUACAACAGAGGAACCCAGCUUUCUAAGUACUAGUGUAAUUAUCGAAACGACGUCCCCAGAAACAAAUGGAACUGAGAAACCUACACUCGAAGGAGAAACAGAAGGGAGCGGAUUGCUAUAUUCUCCAACGACUGAAAUGCUAUCUUCAACAUCCAAAUUUACAACUGAGGGCGAGUCAAGUCCAUCGCCAACCAUCGAAAUUACGUCUUUUGAAACUACCAUUCGUACAACUGAAUUUCCGUCAACCACUACACUUCAGGAUGAAACAACACCGCCAGGGAUGGGAAUGACUACUGCUAAGUCCCCAGAACUAAUUCAGCACAAUGAAACCAAGGCGGCUACAGAAGCAACAACGACAGGCUCUUAUACAUAUGUCAUCACAAGCACAAUGCAACCCAUGGUCGAAGUGACUUCGACUACUGAAGGCAGUGGUGAGAUGACUACCUUGGAGGAACGAACCGGUUUGUAUUCAGAAGGGUCUACUACUGCAGUAACUCCGAUGUCUUCAACAAAGUUAGAUUUGAAAGAAGAAACCCAAGAACCCAGUUUCUUAAGAACCAGCACUUCACCCACCGCACAAACAGGCUUAGGGCAGAAUGCAACAGAAGAACCGCUCUCUGAAACUACUUUCGAUGGUAGCGGCAUGUCAUCAUCCCAAACAACUGAAGUUCUGUCUACAACAUUAUUUCCCAAUGAAGAAGCAACAGAUUUACCUUUGACAACUAAGGUUGAGGAUGUAACAAAAUUGACCGUGAUGGAUGUAACGACUGCUAAAUCCCCAGGAUUAUUAGUACUUAAUGAGACAACUGGCACUCCUCCAACCGACAAAAUGGGUACGGAUUAUUCUACAGACAUCACCACUGGGCAUCCAACAGUAGAAGUAACAUUAUAUGGAUCGACCUCUGAAGGAAGUGGUACAAAGACCCCUUCUAGUGGUAUGACUACUUUAUACACAGAUUUGGAUUCUGGUGUAACAUAUAUGCCUUCAAAAUCCACAGACACAAAGGUUACAACAGAGGAGCCCGAUUUUCUAAGUACUAGUGUAAUUGUCGAAAUAACGGAUCCAGAAACAAAUGCGACUGUGAGACCUAUCUUUGGAACAACAACAGAAGGUAGUGGAUUAUCUUCUCCAACGACUGAAAGUUUAUCCUCAACAUCACGAUUCACUACCAAGGAAGGAACUACAUUGCAAACCAAUAAAAUCACGUCUGUGACCGGGUAUUCUACAGAACAAACUGCGGAGACAAAGGUACUAGUGACCGAUGUUACAUCAUUUGGAACGGCCUCUGAGGGAAGUGGCACAGUGACUACUUCUAGUGGAGUCACUACUGCAGACAAUCAAGAGUCGGUUACAGCUGUAACUCCUUCGUCUCCAAAACAGACGGAAUCGAAGAAAACAACAGAAGAACCUAGUUAUCUACGUACUACUGUUAUUGGUGAAACGACAGGCCCAGACAACACAGCAACAGAAGAGGAACUUUUCCAAACGACAAUGGAAGGAAGCGGAAUGGCAUCUUCCCCCACGAUUGAAAUUCUCUCUACAACAAUCACUAUUGAAGAGGGAUCAACGAUUUCCCCGUCAACAACUAUACUUGAAGAUGUAACGAAACCGCCAGUGGACGAUGUGGCUACUGCUAGACCUCCAGGACUUAUCAAACUAAAUGACACAACUAGCACUGCUUCAAUCGAAAAGAUGGUAACCGGGUAUUCUACAGAAGAAACUGCGGAGACAAAGGUACUAGUGACCGAUGUUACAUCAUUUGGAACGGCCUCUGAGGGAAGUGGCACAGUGACUACUUCUAGUGGAGUCACUACUGCAGACAAUCAACAGUCGGUUACAGCUGUAACUCCUUCGUCUCCAAAACAGACGGAAUCGAAGAAAACAACAGAAGAACCUAGUUAUCUACGUACUACUGUCAUUGGUGAAACGACAGGCCCAGACAACACAGCAACAGAGGAGGAACUUUUCCAAACGACAAUGGAAGGAAGCGGAAUGGCAUCUUCCCCCACGAUUGAAAUUCUUUCUACAACGAUCACUAUUGAAGAGGGAUCAACGAUUUCCCCGUCAACAACUAUACUUGAAGAUUUAACGAAAUCACCAGUGGACGAUGUGGCUACUGCUAGACCUCCAGGACUUAUCAAACUAAAUGACACAACUAGCACUGCUUCAAUCGAAAAAAUGGUAACCGGGUAUUCUACAGAACAAACUGCGGAGACAAAGGUACUAGUGACCGAUGUUACAUCAUUUGGAACGGCCUCUGAGGGAAGUGGCACAGUGACUACUUCUAGUGGAGUCACUACUGUAGACAAUCAAGAGUCGGUUACAGCUGUAACUCCUUCGUCUCCAAAACAGACGGAAUCGAAGAAAACAACAGAAGAACCUAGUUAUCUACAGACAACUGUCAUUGGUGAAACGACAGGCCCAGACAACACAGCAACAGAGAAGGAACUUUUCCAAACGACAAUGGAAGGAAGCGGAAUGGCACCUUCUCCCACGGUUGAAAUUCUUUCUACAACAAUCAGUAUUGAAGAGGAAGCAACGUUUUUCAUGUCAACAACUAUAGGCCAGGACAUAUCAAAAUCGCCAAUGGAAGAUGUGGCUACUCCUAGAUCACCUGGACUUAUCAAACUCAACGAGACAACUGUUACUGGGGAAACUGACAGAUUGGUGACCGAUUAUUCAACCGACCAAACAGGGGGCACAACACCGUCGCAAAGUAGUGUUAAUCCUACAUCUUCUAAACAGAUAGACUUGAAGGAAGCAACAGAAGAACCUAGUUAUAUUACUGUCAGUACUGAAAUGAGAGACUCAGAACAAACAGCAACACAGGAGCUAUUAUUCGAAACAACUAUGGAAGGAAGCGGAAUGUCAUCUUCCCCAACGAUUGAUAAUCUCUCUACAACAAUCACUAUUGAAGAGGGAUCAACGAUUUCCCCGUCAACAACUAUACUUGAAGAUGUAACGAAACCGCCAGUGGACGAUGUGGCUACUGCUAGACCUCCAGGACUUAUCAAACUAAAUGACACAACUAGCACUGCUUCAAUCGAAAAGAUGGUAACCGGGUAUUCUACAGAACAAACUGCGGAGACAAAGGUACUAGUGACCGAUGUUACAUCAUUUGGAACGGCCUCUGAGGGAAGUGGCACAGUGACUACUUCUAGUGGAGUCACUACUGCAGACAAUCAACAGUCGGUUACAGCUGUAACUCCUUCAUCUCCAAAACAGACGGAAUCGAAGAAAACAACAGAAGAACCUAGUUAUCUACGUACUACUGUCAUUGGUGAAACGACAGGCCCAGACAACACAGCAACAGAGGAGGAACUUUUCCAAACGACAAUGGAAGGAAGCGGAAUGGCAUCUUCCCCCACGAGUGAAAUUCUUUCUUCAACGAUCACUAUUGAAGAGGGAUCAACGAUUUCCCCGUCAACAACUAUACUUGAAGAUGUAACGAAACCGCCAGUGGACGAUGUGGCUACUGCUAGACCUCCAGGACUUAUCAAACUAAAUGACACAACUAGCACUGCUUCAAUCGAAAAGAUGGUAACCGGGUAUUCUACAGAACAAACUGUGGAGACAAAGGUACUAGUGACCGAUGUUACAUCAUUUGGAACGGCCUCUGAGGGAAGUGGCACAGUGACUUCUUCUAGUGGAGUCACUACUGUAGACAAUCAAGAGUCGGUUACAGCUGUAACUCCUUCGUCUCCAAAACAGACGGAAUCGAAGAAAACAACAGAAGAACCUAGUUAUCUACGUACUACUGUCAUUGGUGAAACGACAGGCCCAGACAACACAGCAACAGAGGAGGAACUUUUCCAAACGACAAUGGAAGGAAGCGGAAUGGCACCUUCUCCCACGGUUGAAAUUCUUUCUACAACAAUCAGUAUUGAAGAGGAAGCAACGUUUUUCAUGUCAACAACUAUAGGCCAGGACAUAUCAAAAUCGCCAAUGGAAGAUGUGGCUACUCCUAGAUCACCUGGACUUAUCAAACUCAACGAGACAACUGUUACUGGGGAAACUGACAGAUUGGUGACCGAUUAUUCAACCGACCAAACAGGGGGCACAACACCGUCGCAAAGUAGUGUUACUCCUACAUCUUCUAAACAGAUAGACUUGAAGGAAGCAACAGAAGAACCUAGUUAUAUUACUGUCAGUACUGAAAUGACAGACUCAGAACAAACAGCAACACAGGAGCUAUUAUUCGAAACAACUAUGGAAGGAAGCGGAAUUUCAUCUUCCCCAACGAUUGAUAAUCUCUCUACUACGAUCACUAUUGAAGAGGGAUCAACGAUUUCCCCGUCAACAACUAUACUUGAAGAUGUAACGAAACCGCCAGUGGACGAUGUGGCUACUGCUAGACCUCCAGGACUAAUAAAACUAAACGACACAACUAGCACUGCUUCAAUCGAAAAGAUGGUGACCGGGUAUUCUACAGAACAAACUGCAGAAACAAAGGUACUAGUGACCGAUGUGACAUCAUUUGGAAUUGCCUCUGAGGGAAGUGGCACAGUGACUACUUCUAGUGGAGUCACUACUGUAGACAAACAAGAGUCGGUUACAGCUGUAACUCCUUCGUCUCCAAAACAGACAGAAUCAAAGAAAACAACAGAAGAACCUAGUUAUCUACGUACUACUGUCAUAGGUGAAACGACAGGCCCGGACAACACAGCAACAGAGGAGGAACUUUUCCAAACGACAAUGGAAGGAAGCGGAAUGACACCUUCCCCCACGAUUGAAAUUCUUUCUACAACGAUCACUAUUGAAGAGGAAGCAACGAUGUCAAUGUCAACUAUAGGCAAGGAUAUAUCAAAAUCGCCAAUGAAAGAUGUUGCUACUCCUACAGCGCCUGGACUAAUCAAACUAAACGAGACAACUGUCACUGGGGAAACUGACAAAGUGGUGACAGAUUCUUCUACCGACCAAACAGGGGGCACACCACCGUCGCAAACUAGUGUAACUCCUACAUCUUCUAAACAGAUAGACUUGAAGGAAGCAACAGAAGAACCUAGUUAUAUUACUGUCAGUACUGAAAUGAGAGACUCAGAACAAACAGCAACACAGGAGCUAUUAUUCGAAACAACUAUGGAAGGAAGCGGAAUGUCAUCUUCCCCAACGAUUGAUAGUCUCUCUACAACUUUCACUAUUGAAAAGGAAUCAACGCCUACACCAGCAGGUUAUACUACAUAUGGAAUAACAAGCUCAAUACCAAUGGAAGUCCACACUACACCAUCAGCAAUCCCUACUGCAGAAGAAUCAACGAUUUCCCCGUCAACAACUAUAGACGAGGAUAUAUCAAAAUCGCCAAUGGAAGAUGUGGCUACCCCUAGAGCACCUGGACUUAUCAAACUAAACGACACAACUAGCACUGCUUCAAUUGAAAAGAUGGUGACCGGGUAUUCUACAGAACAAACUGCAGAGACAAAGGUACUAGUGACCGAUGUUACAUCAUUUGGAAUGGCCUCUGAGGGAAGUGGCACAGUGACUACUUCUAGUGGAGUCACUACUGUAGACAAACAAGAGUCGGUUACAGCUGUAACUCCUUCGUCUCCAAAACAGACGGAAUCGAAGAAAACAACAGAACAACCUAGUUAUCUACGUACUACUGUCAUAGGUGAAACGACAGGCCCGGACAAUACAGCAACAGAGGAGGAACUUUUCCAAACGACAAUGGAAGGAAGUGGAAUGGCACCUUCCCCCACGAUUGAAAUUCUUUCUACGACGAUCACUAUUGAAGAAGAAGCAACGGUUUCAAUGUCAACAACUAUAGGCAAGGAUAUAUCAAAAUCGCCAAUGGAAGAUGUGGCUACUCCUAGAGCACCUGGACUUAUCAAACUAAACGACACAACUAGCACUGCUUCAAUUGAAAAGAUGGUGACCGGGUAUUCUACAGAACAAACUGUGGAAACAAAGGUACUAGUGACCGAUGUUACAUCAUUUGGAAUGGUCUCUGAGGGAAGUGGCACAGUGACUACUUCUAGUGGAGUCACUACUGUAGACAAACAAGAGUCGGUUACAGCUGUAACUCCUUCGUCUCCAAAACAGACGGAAUCGAAGAAAACAACAGAACAACCUAGUUAUCUACGUACUACUGUCAUAGGUGAAACGACAGGCCAGGACAACACAGCAACAGAGGAGGAACUUUUCCAAACGACAAUGGAAGGAAGCGGAAUGGCACCUUCCCCCACGGUUGAAAUUCUUUCUACAACGAUCAGUAUUGAAGAGGAAGCAACGAUGUCAAUGUCAACUAUAGGCAAGGAUAUAUCAAAAUCGCCAAUGGAAGAUGUGGCUACUCCUAGAGCUCCUGGACUAAUCAAACUAAACGAGACAACUGUCACUGGGGAAACUGACAAAGUGGUGACAGAUUCUUCUACCGACCAAACAGGGGGCACACCACUGUCGCAAACUAGUGUAACUCCUACAUCUUCUAAACAGAUAGACUUGAAGGAAGCAACAGAAGAACCUAGUUAUAUUACUGUCAGUACUGAAAUGAGAGACUCAGAACAAACAGCAACACAGGAGCUAUUAUUCGAAACAACUAUGGAAGGAAGCGGAAUGUCAUCUUCCCCAACGAUUGAUAAUCUCUCUACAACUUUCACUAUUGAAAAGGAAUCAACGCCUACAACAGCGGGUUAUACUACAUAUGAAAUAACAAGCUCAAUACCAAUGGAAGUCCACACUACACCAUCAGCAAUCACUACUGCAGAAGGAUCAACGAUUUCCCCGUCAACAACUAUAGACGAGGAUAUAUCAAAAUCGCCAAUGGAAGAUGUGGCUACCCCUAGAGCACCUGGACUUAUCAAACUGAACGACACAACUAGCACUGUUUCAAUUGAAAAGAUGGUGACAGGGUAUUCUACAGAACAAACUGCAGAGACAAAGGUACUAGUGACCGAUGUUACAUCAUUUGGAACGGCCUCUGAGGGAAGUGGCACAGUGACUACUUCUAGUGGAGUCACUACUGUAGACAAACAAGAGUCGGUUACAGCUGUAACUCCUUCGUCUCCAAAACAGACGGAAUCGAAGAAAACAACAGCAGAAGAACCUAGUUAUCUACGUACUACUGUCAUUGGUGAAACGACAGGCCCAGACAACACAGCAACAGAGGAGGAACUUUUCCAAACGACAAUGGAAGGAAGCGGAAUGGCACCUUCCCCCACGGUUGAAAUUCUUUCUACAACGAUCAGUAUUGAAGAGGAAGCAACGAUGUCAAUGUCAACUAUAGGCAAGGAUAUAUCAAAAUCGCCAAUGGAAGAUGUGGCUACUCCUAGAGCACCUGGACUUAUCAAACUAAACGACACAACUAGCACUGCUUCAAUUGAAAAGAUGGUGACCGGGUAUUCUACAGAAGAAACUGCGGAGACAAAGGUACUAGUGACCGAUGUUACAUCAUUUGGAACGGCCUCUGAGGGAAGUGGCACAGUGACUACUUCUAGUGGAGUCACUACUGCAGACAAACAAGAGUCGGUUACAGCUGUAACUCCUUCGUCUCCAAAACAGACGGAAUCGAAGAAAACUACAGAAGAACCUAGUUAUACUACUCUCAGUACUGAAAUGAGAGAUUCAGAACAAACAGCAACACAGGACCUAUUAUUCGAAACAACUAUGGAAGGUAGCGGAAUGUCACCUUCCCCCACGAUUGAAAUUCUUUCUACAACGAUCAUUAUUGAAGAGGGAGCAACGAUUUCAAUGUCAUCAACUAUAGGCGAGGAUAUAUCAAAAUCGCCAAUGAAAGAUGUGGCUACUCCUAGAGCGCCUGGACUUAUCAAACUCAACGAAACAACUGUUACUGGGGAAACUGACAAAAUGGUGACCGAUUAUUCUACCGACCAAACAGGGGGCACACCACCGUCGCAAACUAGUGUAAAUCCUACAUCUUCUAAACAGAUAGAUUUGAAGGAAGCAACAGAAGAACCUAGUUAUAUUACUGUCAGUACUGAAAUGAGAGACUCUGAACAAACAGCAACACAGGAGCUAUUAUUCGAAACAACUAUGGAAGGAAGCGGAAUGGCACCUUCCCCCACGAUUGACAUUCUCUCUACAACGAUCACUAUUGAAGAGGAAGCAAUGAUGUCAAUGUCAACAACUAUAGGCAAGGAUAUAUCAAAAUCGCCAAUGGAAGAUGUGGCUACUCCUAGAGCACCUGGACUUAUCAAACUAAACGAGACAACUGUCACUGGGGAAACUGAAAAAUUGGUGACAGAUUCUUCUACCGACCAAACAGAGGGCGCAUCAUCUACAGAAGCUUUGACCACAGCAAUAUUUGUUUCCAACACUGACAAAGCUAGAACACAUUCACCUGGGAUGGCUAUAACUAUCCUCACAGAACAUGAAGUUCAAACCGAAGGUGCGACACUGAAGCCUACAUCAGGAUCUACGGAAUAUACACCAAGUCAUACUCUGGUAACCACAGACAAACUUGGCGUCCAGGAACUACACGGUAGACAGACUACCACACAGCUACCUUUGAAUACAAUUUACACUCAAAUUCCUUUAGAUACUCUGCCGUCUCAGACUACCAUAGAAGACUUUUCUACAAGUCACAUCAAGUCUCAAACUACAGGCAUAGUAAAAUCCCCAACCCCGAGAACACCUGACUUGUCCUCUGUCCCAUCGAUAUCAAACAGUCCGUCGGGCAAACCAACGGAAGUCACCAGCAUACCGACAGAAGAUAUGGAACAAUCAAGCUCUAUCCCAGUAACAUUUACAGGGAUUUCGACCAAUGCUGUCACUGACAAACCCAACGAAGUCGAAAGACACAGUGUGGUUCCUAGCGAGAAACCAACGGAAGAACUUGGAUCAGGAGAUACCGGAGAUCUCACCUUUACAACACCAUCAAAAUCAGAUCCGACUGUGACUUAUAAGCAGUCGAGUACCUGGUUUACCGUUGUAAAAGAACUAGAAGCUUCUACAUUAAGUAGUGGAGGCGUGGCAACUGGAAAGGAAGUCAACACCAGUGAUCUACUGUCAGCUACCGUGCAUACAACAGUAGCAAUUUCUCCAUCAGCUUCAGCGAAACUAUUCACAUCUUUGGUGGCUAAUAGAACGGUAACGGAGGAUGAUUCAGAAGUGACUGAAUUGCAGGAACCGAGCACCAGAUCACCAGACAAUGAGAAAAAGAUAGUCACCGGUGAUACUGAAUUGAGCUCUACAAUCCCUACAACUAAAAAACUGGAAGCUGAAACAAGUUCUAUUACGGAUGCGUCUCAGCAAGAAGGAAGUUUAGAAACCACACCAUCCACGACAUCAUCACCAACUCAUAGAAUUCAUACCACGUUAAAACAAGCGGUAAGCGAUCACACUGUCACAACUCGAAGAACUCCUAGCAGAAUAGUGUCGGAGCAAACGGAUCAGAACGAAAGCAUAUUGACACCAAAAAGUCCAGAAAAUGUUACUCCGACAGAAGGAGUCGACUCUCCUACGCCGAGGACAGCAGUCACUGACAUAAUAUUUGAUGGAAUAAACUAUAUAACGAAUAUGACGAUGACAACAUUAGGAGGAAUAUUUACAACAUCGCAGCCACCUGUAACUUCAUCAUAUAAAUUGUCUGAUUCAAAUAAAACUGAAGUACCACAGACAUCGGAAACGAAGUCAACUUUAAGCAGAAUUCUGGAGGCUGCAUCCACUCCAAGAAGCCAAACGGUGACUACAGCUGAGCUCUUUAUUGGAGAGGGGUCAGGGGAUGAAAGUACAAUGGUAUCAGGGCGUAGCCAACAACCUUCAACUGUAUUCACACUUUUGAGGACCAAUCGUAUUGACGAACACACCGUACCGUCAGAAACAACAGAAACACGGACAGGUCGUAUCAGGAUACCAUCAACUCCUCCGCCUCCCCCACCCUAUCCGCCAAUGAUGAGCACUCUGCAGCCUCCUCCAGUUGACAGCUCUACCUCCACGUCAUCACCACCAUCAUCACCUCCACGGGGCCUACCUCGUACAACUGCUACGAUGUCUUUCACGGGUGCCAGUGAUCUCCCGGUUGCACUGGUGGCCACAACAGAGACAGUCCUGGAGAGGACGGAAGAGCAGGAUGGGACCAGCGGAGAUAUGGAUGGAGAUACCAUUGCCGUUCCGUCAGCCUCCGUUCACCUUAAUCAACCGGGAUUUAUGGCCCGAAUACGAGAAUGUGGCCAGUGUGGGAAUGAAAUAUGUCCCGUCUGCGGUACGAAUGGCUUUACAUUUCAAUCCGAAUGUAAGCUCAACCAGACAGCGUGUUUACGAAGGAAAACUGGUCUACAAGUAGCUUAUCAAGGAGAAUGUAUAAAUGGAUUUCUCGAGCUAGUAAAAGGUGAUAUAAGCUGUCAAGACUUUGAGUGCCCCAUUACAUACAAUCCAGUAUGUGGAAGCGACAACAGGACUUACACCAAUAGUUGUGAACUUCAGAAAGCCACAAUAUGCUUGGAAGGUGGAGCUAGUAUUGAAAAAAUAUCGGAUGGAGUAUGUAAGACGAACACUUGAAGGAAACUGAUGUGUCUGAUAUUUAUAUAUGAUGAAAACUGAAGCGAGGUGAUGGGAUAGUGUUAACUUCAGUUGUGAAGUCUUUGUGAAACAUGCUUAUGUGCAAUGGUUGUGACAUUAGAGGUGAUAAGUUUUUUCCAAUGUCUUUUAAUGUCCUAUUAAAUGGAUGUUCAUCACAUCGACUGCUGGUGACAAGGACCAUGUUCUGCUAAAUGGUUCUGAAUGCUGCAGAGGAUGUCACGAGGUGAAAGGGGAUUUUUCAAAGUGUAAUACAGAAGAAAGAAAUAUACUAAUUUCUCUAAAAUUGGUGUGGGAGCUGCAACUUAAACCUCAAUGAUGGAAAGAAAUCUGAAACAUAUUGUAUUUGUUACUUUGCACACAUGUCUCACCAAGCAGUAAAAUAUUUCCUAAAACUGAAAUCAUUGAGUCGCGAGAACAUCUGAAGAGAUUGAACAUGUGAAAGAAUAAGGAAUAGAGGUUGCCAAUUGACCAUUCUUAAACAUUAAAAAGAAAUCAAUAUGCCUCUUACAGAAGAAAGGUGUAUAAUAAUUUUAAAAACGUCCUGCUGGAUAUUUAAUGUUGAUGCUUUAAUAAGUUAUAUCUUCUUUUACUGUGUUUAAUAUUUCAUGACUCUUUGCUCAUAAGAGCAAAACAAAACUGGCAAUGAUGAUCAAUCUUAAUCAUGGACAUUUUUAAAAGAAGAGCUUGCAGCAAUGAAAGCUCAAAAAGGAUUACUGCUGCCGUGAUGUGCUAUAUGAAUUGGCAGAUGCUGCUGUAUGUAUGUACGCCAUGAAGCAAUGCUGCAUUAUCAUUGAUAAUUAUUGUUUCUGUUGUACAUAUUUAUUGAUAAUGAUGAUAUGUAUUGAUAUAACUUAUUUUAGACAGGUGUUUGAAAUGGACAAAACAGAUAUAGUGUUGAUAAAGUAUAACUGCACUUUUUGAUAUUUUGAAUGAUCUUUUAACAAUGCAAGAAAUACAAAUUUUGACAAAUACAUAUGUAUGCUAGUAAUUGUUAUUUGACCUCACGCAAAUUUAGAUGAUAUACGGUGGAGAAUAGAGGGAAUAUAAAAGGAGAGAUGGUGUAAGGGAGAAAGAGAGUAGGAGACAGGGGGAGGGGUGAAGAAAGAGAGAUAUGAAGAUAGAAAGCGUGAGUUUUUUAUACUAAUAAUUCAUUCUAUUUCUUUACCGAACGUGAGCUUCUUUGUCAAUUUAUAUCAAUGAAGCAACUUACUUUAAGUGGAAUAUUAAAGAAGAAAAAAUGUAAGAAAUGAACACAUUCAUGAAUUAAUAAUUACAUGUCAAUUAUUUAAUUACCAGAAUAUAUUCUGUUGGUUUUAAUGCAGAUAAUGUAUACUUUCUUGCAUGUUUUGGAAAGAUCGCAGGAGAAAAGGCUAGAUAAUAAUAGCAAUAUGAUCAAGUCUUCCUAAUACAUCUACAACUUUCUAUGUGUGAAUAGUUUGAAUCAUAAUUGCAACACCUUGAUAUUGUGAUAAGUGCCUUGUUGAAGUAAUCGUCUCAAAAUGUCAAUGAAAAACUAUGCAUUCAAUGUUUGCGAUUGUUACAUUUAAAUACGAGUCUCUCCUACGCAAUAGAACAUAGCAAGAAUGCAUAAGCAUUUAUAUCUGAUAUUGUAUAAUGAUAAUUUCUUGGUGAAAUUAAUUGUAAUGUAAGAAUUGUCAAUAUGUAUGGUUUUGUUAAAAACAUAUCAUGUUAAAGGAGUAAAAUCAUAUUUUUACUUUUAUAUGAUGUCGUUUUGAUAUAAAAAUGUUUCCUCUUCUUUCAAAGCACUUAUGACUGUACUAACAAUAUGAGAAGUGUGGAGAGUGAGACGUAAAAUUUAUAAUAAAUGUAUGACAAUUAAUGAAAA